AUGUACAGAGGCAACAAUACCUCAGUAGCCGUGCAGGCGGUCCACGAGGGCAGACAUGCAGUCGGGGUUGGGCCCAGUUUCCAGUCUCUCAGAACUGACUUCAACAGCUUGGAGAGGCUGAGGAACAGAACACGAUACGUUGCCAGGAGCUGUAAAGAAACAAGGGACAGAUAUAACCAACACGAAGAUGGUCUGUACUACCUGACUACGACCAGCGGGGUGGUGUACCAGACCUUCUGUGACAUGACCACAGCGGGCGGCGGCUGGACCCUGGUGGCGAGCGUGCACGAGAACAACAUGUAUGGGAAGUGCACGGUGGGUGACCGCUGGUCCAGUGAGCAGGGUAGUAACCCCAACCGGCCAGACGGAGAAGGGAACUGGGCCAACAGGGUCACCUUUGGAACAGCAGAGGGCGCCACCUCUGACGACUUCAAGAACCCUGGGUAUUAUGACAUCGUGGCGGAGGACAUGUCUGUGUGGCACGUUCCCAACAACUCUCCUAUGGAACACUGGAACCUGGCGUCCGUCCUGCGUUACCACACAGAGAGACGCUUCCUCACCCUGCACGGAGGCAACCUGCACCAACUCUUCAAGACCCACCCGGUGAGAUACAAUGUGGGGUCUUGCAGCAACAGAGGACCAUCCGUUCCUGUUGUCUAUGACCAUGGAGACACAGAAACCACCAGACAGCUGUAUGGACCCAGCUCAAGAAGUGAGUUUCAACCUGGCUUCAUCACGUUCAGAGCCAUAAAUUAUGAACGAGCAGCCAUGGCCAUCUGCUCUGGGGUCAAACCAACUGGCUGUAACACUGAACAUUACUGUAUAGGUGGUGGUGGACACUUCCCUGAGGAUGCUCCCAGUCAGUGUGGUGACUUCACUGGCUUUGACACGAACGGUUACGGGACCAACACAGGCGUUAGUGCGUCCAGGGAGAUCACCGAAGCUGCUGUCCUGCUCUUCUACCGUUAAAUUCCAUCCAACAACCGUUUACUAUGUUCUAUACACUGUAAAGAAUACACCUUUAUUGUCCAAAUGAACCAACCAUUCCAUGAUAUUGAAUAGAAAACCAACCAUUCCAUGAUAUUGUAUAGAAAACCAACCAUUCCAUGAUAUUGUAUAGAAAACGAACCAUUCAAUGGUAUUGAAUAGAAAACUAACCAUUCCAUGGUAUUGUAUAGAAAACUAACCAUUCCAUGGUAUUGAAUAGAAAACUAACCAUUCCAUGGUAUUGAAUAGAAAACUAACCAUUCCAUGGUAUUGAAUAGAAAACUAACCAUUCCAUGGUAUUGAAUAGAA
This is a messenger RNA of Salvelinus namaycush (lake trout), 1296 nucleotides long. Its product is annotated as intelectin-like. Gene Ontology annotation, molecular function: oligosaccharide binding. The record is from RefSeq and is a predicted model, not a curated record. The transcript has 7 exons. The coding region runs from base 1 to 969 and encodes 322 amino acids. Lineage: Eukaryota; Metazoa; Chordata; Actinopteri; Salmoniformes; Salmonidae.